Molecule: messenger RNA, 969 nt
Organism: Yamadazyma jaroonii
Lineage: Eukaryota; Fungi; Ascomycota; Pichiomycetes; Serinales; Debaryomycetaceae
Source: the annotation of a GenBank genome assembly
AUGGAUCAACUUCUUCAACUAAAGUCCAAAACUUUAACCAAUCUAUCUGUAGUAUGUGGAUCCACUAUAAAAUCCACCAAACGGGACAAUGCUAUUCAAUUGAUGCAUAACCUCGAGUACCAUUUGAAGUUACCUCGAAAAAUCUCCUUAAUUUCGAUAGAUAUAGGUAUCAAGAACUUUAGUUACUGUAAGUUAUCUAACAUUGAAAGUAUGGAUUCAAAGUUACAUUUGAACUUCAAUACCUGGAAGACCAUGGAUUUGAACGUGAAAUAUCCUAGUAAUUACCAAAGUCCCAUCAAUGAUACGAUUUCUGCCCGACAAAGAUUGGGAUUUUUAAAUUUUCUGGUAUUCAAAGAUCUUAUACUUCAUAAUCAACCAGACAUCAUCUUAAUAGAGAACCAGAGAGUCAAAUCCAACAAUAAUCAAGUGACUUUACCUGGGAUCCUUCUUAACUAUGUAUUUGAGAAUUUGUUUUAUACGAAUUUCGAACUUCUAAAGAACUAUGAAGAUUUGAAAUGUUCUUUACUUCCUAUGAAUUCAAGUAGACUUACCAACUAUUUGAUUAACCGGUUUUUGAUCAAAUCAGAGAUUAAUUCCAGUAAUUCCAAGAUCUUACGUAAUAAGUAUGUGUUCAAUCUUCUAGAUAAUGAUAUGUUAACAAUUGAAGGUAUGGAUUGUAAGAAUCAAGACAAGAGAUCUUUCAUGAAGCAGUAUAAUCAACAAGCAGAUCAGAGAAUCAGAAAAUUGGAUGAUUUAUUUGAUAGUGUUCUCUAUGCCUUAACAUUCAUCCAAUAUCAUCAGAAUAACCGAUACUUGGAUCAUUACUUGAAGAACAAUUUGGAUGUUAAUGAACUUGUACAUAUUCUCAAUAACAAUUCGGUGUAUUAUCUUCGAAAGAUAGAGGACAUCAAGUUGACCGAGAGUGCUGAACCCUUGGGCCACAAAUUUAUAGAGUUGCCUAAGAUGUAA